Molecule: messenger RNA, 2871 nt
Organism: Linnemannia hyalina
Lineage: Eukaryota; Fungi; Mortierellomycota; Mortierellomycetes; Mortierellales; Mortierellaceae
Source: the annotation of a GenBank genome assembly
AUGGUCGGACUCACUUCUGCUGCCGGAAUUAUCGCGCUCCUUGACGAGCAUGACGACGACCUCAAGGUCUACGCCCUCCAAAAGCUGAAUGGCAUUGUGGAUCAGUUCUGGGCAGAGAUCUCGGACGCCGUCUCAAAAAUUGAGAUCAUGUAUGAGGACACAGAGUUCAAGGAUCGUGCAUUGGCAGCCUUGGUCGCCUCCAAGGUCUACUACCAUCUCGGCGAGUUUGACGACUCUCUCAACUUUGCUUUGGGAGCAGGCAACCUCUUCGACCUCUCGUUAAAGUCUGAAUACGUCGAUACUAUUGUUUCCAAAUGUAUUGACAAGUACAUUGCCGUCAAAGUUCAGGAGCAGCAAGACUUACAAAACGCAGAGCCAAUGGAUUCCCGACUCAAGGCUGUGGUUGAGAAGAUGUUUGACCGCUGCUAUCAGGAUGGUGAAUACAAGCAGGCUGUCGGUAUUGCUCUGGAGGCACACCGUUUGGAUGUUGUAGAGCACUCGAUCAAAGCCGGUGGGCCCUCCGUUAUCCUUCCCUACGUUUAUGAUCUGACCAUGACAGUCGUGCAGGAUCAGGCAUACCGCAACACUCUUCUCCAGCUUUUGGUCGAGCAGUUCCGCCAGUUGGAGGAGCCCGACUAUGUCGCCACCAACCAGUGCCUUGUCCAUCUUGGACACCACAAGGCCAGCGCAGAGCUUCUUCAGCAUCUCGUCAGCUCUGGUUCUCAGGCAGAUUUGUUGAUGGCAUACCAGCUCGCAUUUGAUCUCGAGAACAACGCAACACAAAAGUACUUGACCAAGGUCUCGGAUGCCCUUCCUGUCGAUGCUGCUGAUGCCCCUCAGCCAAAGUUUGCCAAGGUGAAGUCGAUCUUGUCGGGCAAGGAGACCAUCAAGCUUCAGCUUGAGUUCCUCUGCCGCAACAACCACACUGACAUGUUGAUCCUCAAGGACUCCAAGGUGAGCAUCUUUGGUAUCCUCAUGUGCAACAACAUCCGUUUGAAACGCGCAACGAAUGUGCUCGAUGCCCGCUUAUCUGUCUACCAUUCCGCAGUCACAUUCGCCAACGCCUUCAUGAACGCCGGAACCACCAGCGACGAUUUCUUGAGACAGAAUUUGGAGUGGCUCUCCCGUGCGACGAACUGGUCCAAGUUCAGCGCCACUGCUGCCUUGGGUGUCAUUCACAAGGGGCAGCUCUCACGAGGACUCAGCCUCUUGGCGCCAUACCUUCCCCAGGAUGGCGUCACUGCCAGCCCUUACUCUGAGGGAGGAUCCCUCUUUGCCCUCGGACUCAUCCAUGCCAACCACGGAGAUGAGGUUCUUGACUACCUUCGCGGAGUUUUGAGGGACACACAGAUCGAGGUGUUGCAGCACGGCGCAUGUCUUGGUCUUGGUACCGCAGGCAUGGCCACCGACAACGAUGAUAUCUACGAGGAGCUCAAGAACGUCCUGUUCAGUGAUAGCGCCAUUGGAGGUGAGGCUGCCGGUUUGGCCAUGGGUAUGGUCAUGCUCGGCACUGCAUCAGAGAAGGCCUUGGACGAGAUGUUGCAGUACGCCCACGAUACUCAGCACGAGAAGAUUAUCCGUGGAUUGGCUGUCGGUGUCUCUCUUGUGAUGUACGGCAAGGAGGACGCUGCCGAUUUCUUGAUCGAGAGACUUUCGGCCGACAAGGACCCCAUUUUGCGCUACGGAGGCAUGUACACCAUUGCCAUGGCCUAUGCUGGAACUGGAAGCAACAAGGCUAUUCGCCGCCUCCUCCACGUUGCUGUCAGUGAUGUCAAUGACGAUGUUCGUCGCGCCGCCGUCACUGCCCUCGGCUUCAUCAUGUUCCGUUCGCACAAGCAGGUCCCCCGCAUUGUCCAGCUGCUUUCUGAGAGUUACAACCCCCACGUCCGCUAUGGUGCCUGCUUGGCUCUUGGAAUCUCUUGCGCCGGAACUGGAUCAUUAGACGCCAUUGAGUUAUUGGAGCCUAUGACCAAGGACAAUGUCGACUUUGUGCGUCAGGGUGCCUUCAUCGCUUUGGCCAUGGUCUUGAUGCAGCAGAACGAGGCGCAGAGCCCCAAGGCCGCCAGCGUCCGCAAGAUGUACGAGGAGGUCAUCAAGAAAAAGAACGAGGAUGCUUUGGCCAAGUUUGGUGCUGUUCUCGGCCAAGGAAUCAUUGAUGCCGGAGGGCGUAAUGUGACAAUCUCGCUGCAGUCUCGCUCUGGACACUCCAACAUGCCCGCGAUUGUUGGCGUCGCUCUUUUCACACAGUUCUGGUACUGGUUCCCAGCAAGUCAUUUCCUCAGCUUGGCCUUCACUCCCACAGCCAUCAUUGGAGUCAAUGCUGAUUUGAACUUGCCCGAGAUUGAGUUCACCUCCAACGCCAGACCCUCGCUGUUUGCCUACAUUCCCCCCACCAAACCCCCAGCAGCCGUUACUGUCGAGAAGGUGGCCACUGCUGUUCUUUCUACCACAGCCAAGGCCCAGGCCAAGGCAAAGAAGGCCAAGAACGCCGAGUCUGACGCCAUGGACGAGGAUGAGAAGCCAGUGGUCAAGACCGAGGAGGCGAAGGAAGACGAGGUCAAGACUACUGCCAAACCCAAGAAGGAGGCCCAGUUUGAAAAGUUGGGUAACUUGGCAAGAGUCGUGCCUGCUCAGUUGAAGUAUAUUUCCUUCGACAAGGAUGCACGCUAUGUCCCAGUAAAGAAGGAUGUGACUGGAGGAAUUGUAGUUUUGCAGGAUAACAAGCCCGACGAGCCAGAAAACUUGAUUGCAACGACGACCUCGGCGGUUGCAUCAACCCCACCAGCGUCUGGUGCCGAUACCAAGAUGGAGGUCGAGGAGGAGGAAGCACCUCUGCCAGAGCCCUUCACCUACCCCUUCGGGGACGAAUAA